CUGAAAAAGGAAAUGUGACGUAACUUAACCUAUACAUCGAUACUCCUUGUCAAUGUUGUUAGCUUACAUUUGACGUACAAGUAAUCAGUGCAUUAUUUGUAAUUAUUUUAUUUCAUAUGAAAUAAAGUAUAUCAAAUGGAAUAUGUUAAACAUAGAAUUAUAAUUUUUUAAUAAUGAUUUUAUCGAACAUUAUUAAAAAUAUUAUUUUAAAUGGAUCGAUCUAUUCGGUCAACUUUAAAACCUUUUCUUAAUCUUAAGUCGCGCGUCUUAUAUUUUUGAAUAAUUAUCGUAUUAUAUCCUAAUAUAAUAUUGUUGUAAUUUUACCUGUAAUAAUUCAUAGAGAAAAAUGAAAAUCAACGAAAAAAAUAUGGUUGCAUUUGCAACAUCCGCAACACCGAUAGAUAAAGAGGGUUGUUUAAAUAAACGCGGUGAAGUUAAUCGAGGAUAUCAACGAAGAUGGUUUGUUCUUAAAGGAAACAUAUUAUUUUAUUUUGAUCGACGUGGUGACAAAGAACCUGUAGGUAUGAUUGUCCUUGAGGGGUGUACUAUCGAAUUGACAGAAGACGAAGAACAGUUUGGAUUCAAAAUUGUAUUCCAUGGUCCAAAUAAUAGAAGUUAUGCACUUGCAGCUGAGUCACAAGAAUCAAUGGAACAAUGGAUGAAAGCUUUGGCAUGUGCCAGUUAUGAUUAUAUGAAGUUGAUGGUAGCAGAAUUACAACGGCAAUUAGAUGCUGCGGAAGAAGAAGUUGAAACAGUAACUCCACCACUUCAGUCACCUAAAGCACCACCAAGACAAAGACAUAAUCCCUUUAACAAACCAGAAUCUCAUCAUCGUUCUCAGAGUGUUAGAUCUGCACCUGGUAGAACAGAAAAUGUACCUCGUACAAGAAUUACAUUUAGAGAAUUACAUACGGCAUAUGGGAGAAGAAUUUUGGCAGAUCUAAAUGCAUGGAGACAUGAAAAAAAAAAUGCAGAAGCACCAUUGAUAACUCUCUAAUUAAUGGCAUUGAUAAAUUGUAAAUAUUUAUAUAAAAAAUGUAUUAAUGUAUUAGAAGUGUUAAAUAAGUUUAAUGUUAAUACGAAAACACUUUUCUUUGUUUUUAUUUACAUACGGAUUUAAAUUAAUUUUCGUUUAUACUAAUUGUAAAUUAUUUCAAUAUAAAGUAUUAACGUAUAGGACGUGUGAUA
Polistes dominula (European paper wasp) is the source of this 1188-nucleotide messenger RNA. Its product is annotated as sesquipedalian-1. The record is from RefSeq and is a predicted model, not a curated record. Gene Ontology annotation, cellular component: trans-Golgi network; recycling endosome; early endosome. NCBI's taxonomy places the organism in Eukaryota, Metazoa, Arthropoda, Insecta, Hymenoptera, Vespidae. Gene Ontology annotation, biological process: receptor recycling; endosome organization; retrograde transport, endosome to Golgi.